This is a messenger RNA of Ipomoea triloba (trilobed morning glory), 895 nucleotides long. RefSeq names its product protein AGENET DOMAIN (AGD)-CONTAINING P1-like. NCBI's taxonomy places the organism in Eukaryota, Viridiplantae, Streptophyta, Magnoliopsida, Solanales, Convolvulaceae. The record is from RefSeq and is a predicted model, not a curated record. The transcript is spliced from 2 exons. The coding region runs from base 169 to 654 and encodes 161 amino acids.
UCUACACAAUCUGGAAAAAAGUUGCUAUUUUGUCAAAUAAUCUUGUCAAAAAGGAAUCGAAUUUAAUGCAAAAUGAACCAUAAAUGAGUAUUAAAUUAACCAGUAUAGGCUAUAGUAUCUAUCUACCGCCUGGCCUGUGUAGUGUGCGCCUUGGUGUUGUUGAAGAAGAUGGAGAAGAAGAGGAAGGCGAUGGGGGGAAUGGAAGAUGCAGAUUGGUGCAAGAAAGGAGCAGAGGUUGAAGUUAGCUUGGAAGACGAGGGUUUCAGAGGGUCGUGGUACACUGCCACGGUUCUCCGCACCGUUUCGAAGAAGAACAACAAGAUGUUCGUGGAGUUCCACACCCUGAUGUGUGACGACGAUGAUACCAAGCCCCUCCGCCAGUUCGUCAACUUCAUCCUCGCUCGCCCAAUUCCUCCCCGCGAGUCUGCCCGCUCGUUCGGCCUCAGCGAGGAGGUCGACGCUUUCCACUGCGACGGCUGGUGGGAGGGCAUUGUGACCGAGGUUGUUGAUGACUCUACCUACUCGCUCUUCUUCCGCUCCUCACGCGAGCAGAUUCAGUUCCCUCAGUCCCAGCUCCGCUUGCACCGCGAAUGGUUCCAUGGCCAGUGGGUCCCUUCCUUCCCCGACCCUCCUCCUUCUCCUUCCCAGUCCUGAGGUUUGUUCUCUUGAAGGCGUAUUUUUGCUGUCUGGAUGGAUUCCUGGCCUGCAAGACUGCUCUUUAAUUUGAUCCUAGCUAGGAAUGGAAUGAAGUGCCAAUAUAUAUUUGUAGAGUAUCAAUCUGUUGUCAACUAGUUGUGAGUUGUUAUUGCUCUAGAAUGUAAAUGGAGCAUAAAUGCUUAAUCGAUUGUACAACUUUUCAUCAGAUAAUUAAACAUUCAGACUUGGACCUCUGUGA